AUGGCUAAAAGUACCGCUGUUUCCAGUGAGCAGCAAUUUCCAUUGGCUACGUAUCUAGAGACUCUCGUCCGCCUACUAGACACCGUUCGGUACAACGACGAGAAUUUCACAGAUGAUGAACGCGCCUCGUACUUGAAGUACUCCUAUUCCACAGCUGCUGAGCAUUUUGCUCAGCCUCAUGUACAAGAAUCUCUUAAAGCGCCGCCUGAACGCCUGAGUGCCGCCCUCAAGACCAUCGUCGCGAUGGUUGUUUACUCUUGGUCCCAUGUAUCCGAGGAGCUAAUGGCCGAUUUAACCAUCUUCUAUACAUAUGCUCUACUUCUCGACGAUAGCAUAGAGCAGCCUGCUGGCUUCAUGGUAAACUGGUAUGGGGACCUCCUGAACGCCAAACCACAGUCUCACGGUUGGUGGAGACUUGUCAAUGAGUUUCUUCCCAACCUUCUUCGCCAUUAUGGCGGGUAUUGUCAAAUCAAUAUAGUUCGAAGUACGAUUGACUUAUUCCAAGGUUGCUGGAUUGAGCAACACAAUUUCAAGGGCUUUCGCGGCUCUAGUGACUAUCCCAGAUUCCUUCGUCGUAUGAACGGCCUGGGCCAAUCUGUUGGCUCUACCCUAUACCCUCUUGAAAUGAUUGAUGAAGAAAAAUACUUUUUAGAGAUCACCACGGCCAUUGCCCAAAUGGAAAACUGGAUAGUCUGGACGAACGAUCUGUUUUCUUAUUAUAAGGAAUACUUCACAGAGCGAGAUCAGACCUCUUUAGUUAACAAUUAUGUGGCAUGCGAUGGCAUAACUCUUGAUCAAGCUCUUAACAAGCUCUGCAAAGAUGUUAUCCGCAGCUCCGAAGAGAUGAUCCAGGUAUUUCAGGAUAAGCAUCCCAUGAUAUAUGAGAGCUUGACCAAAUUCAUGCAAGGCUACAUCACUUGGCAUUUGUGUGAUGACCGGUAUCGCCUUAUCGAGAUUUACGAUUCCUCUAGCGACAGUGCCAUUGCUCAGAGAUUCCAGAAGUACAUAGAGUCUGCUCGCCGUGUCGGUAUCAUAGACAGUGCUCGGUAUUGCGUACCGUCAGUUACCGAGUUGUGCAAGCGUGAGAUUGAGGGACAUUUGAGCAGUCUGCAGCUAAGCGAUCUAUAA
This is a messenger RNA of Trichoderma aggressivum f. europaeum, 1128 nucleotides long. RefSeq lists its product as uncharacterized. Gene Ontology annotation, molecular function: trichodiene synthase activity. The transcript has 2 exons. Bases 1 to 1128 code for a protein of 375 amino acids. The record is from RefSeq and is a predicted model, not a curated record. Gene Ontology annotation, biological process: sesquiterpenoid biosynthetic process. Lineage: Eukaryota; Fungi; Ascomycota; Sordariomycetes; Hypocreales; Hypocreaceae.